AUGAUUUUGCAUUUCCAGGGAGGAGAACUGUAUGUAAACAAUACACUUCUCCUCCCUGUCAGCAUAUGCACACUGCUUUGGAUGGAUGUACACAGCACAGCCAUGCAAAGCAGUGUGAUGACAGUGAAGCACACACAGCUUACUGUGAACCAGCACACAGCACACAGUUAACCCUUUGAUCGCCCCUCAUGUUAACCCCUUCCUGCCCAGUGCUCUUAUUGCAGUGUCAGUGUUUUUUUUUUAGCACUGAUCACUGUAUUGGUGUCACUGGGGUUGUCAGUGACACCAAGUCAGUUCCCUCCAGUGUCAAAAUACCCACUGCAGUCCUGCUAUAA
Molecule: messenger RNA, 335 nt
Organism: Staurois parvus
Lineage: Eukaryota; Metazoa; Chordata; Amphibia; Anura; Ranidae
Source: the annotation of a GenBank genome assembly